CAACAAUCCAAGAGAUAUACUGGGAGUUGAAGUGAUAGCACAAAAUCAGAGAGAAAAGAUUUUUCUGUUGCCGUUUUAGCGUUUCUUUUUCAAGCCUCCUCUCAACAACUAAACCCUAUAAAUCGUAUACAAUUCGAAGAUCUAAUAUCGUCUUUGAUUGUGAAAUAUGUGAAGAUUUUUCAAUUAUUUGAUCGGCAGAAGCCAAACAAAUUUCGGUUGAGCUAAAUGAAGCCUUCUUUCAAAGAAUCGGCUCGAGCUCGAGGCGAGAUUGAAGUGUCUUCUUGUGCAUCAUAUGCAUCCGAUUCCGAGAUUGAUGUUUGGGACUAUCCUCACUUGUUAGGACAAGAUCUACAUGCUGAACUCAUUAAACAUGGGUUUCUUUCAGAAACAGAGGAAGUCGAAAGCUUUUCAGAUGGAAAAGUGACUUCUCUUGAUGAAAGCUUGUCAGAAGAAGGCGAAAGCUUGUCAGAGGAAGUCGAAAGCUCGUUAAAAGAAGAACUCAAAUAUUUAAUGAUAAAUGAUUUCAUGUUGCAAGCUAGACUUUUGGGUUUUCUUGAAGAUGAUUUUGGAUUCUGUACAAAUUCAAUUCAGGAUUUGCCAGACCAUAAAAGUAAUUCUGAAUCAAGUUCAAUUUGUGAUGCAAAAGCAAAUCAACAAAAGCUAGAAGUUGAGUUGGAUGAGGAUUUGCCGGACUAUAAAAGUAAUUCUGAAUCAAGUUCAAUUUGUGAUGUAAAAGCAAAUCAACAAAGGCUAGAAGUUGAGUCAGACGAGGAUAUAGAAGUUGAAUCGGAUGAGCUAGAAGUUGAGCCAGAUGAGGAUAUAGAAGUUGAGCCGGAUGAGGAUUGGGAGAAAUUGAAGGAAGAUUUUAGUGAUGAAGAUUGGUUGAUUGUCUAAGAAAAUCAGAAUGGAAGAAGUUCCACUUCAAUACUAAUUUUGAAAAGUUGUUAGUCAAUAUUAGCUUCGAAAGUUGCCAUAGUUUUGGAAUGUUUUCAUAUACUUUAAAAAGCACAAUUGGAUUA
This is a messenger RNA of Salvia miltiorrhiza (redroot sage), 1019 nucleotides long. RefSeq lists its product as uncharacterized. The record is from RefSeq and is a predicted model, not a curated record. The transcript has 7 exons. The coding region runs from base 226 to 894 and encodes 222 amino acids. NCBI's taxonomy places the organism in Eukaryota, Viridiplantae, Streptophyta, Magnoliopsida, Lamiales, Lamiaceae.